Molecule: messenger RNA, 1796 nt
Organism: Haliotis rufescens (red abalone)
Lineage: Eukaryota; Metazoa; Mollusca; Gastropoda; Lepetellida; Haliotidae
Product: organic cation transporter protein-like
Exons: 10
Coding region: 1-1707 (568 amino acids)
Biological process (GO): transmembrane transport
Cellular component (GO): membrane
Molecular function (GO): transmembrane transporter activity
Source: RefSeq, a predicted model, not a curated record
AUGAAGUUCGACGACGUGUUGAGGCAACUGGGGGAGUUUGGCCCGUACCAGAAAUGGCUGUACCUUUUUCUCUGUCUACCAGCAAUACCACAGUCUCUCCAGGUUAUACAGGCAGUUGUGUUUCUGUUUGCAGUUCCUGAACAUAGGUGCGCUAUUCCAGGAUUUGCCAAUGACACCUACAAAAUCCAGAAUGACCUUCACGAACAACUCGUAAACCGCUCCAUUCCCAGGAUAUAUGGUUACUAUGGUAACGAAAAAUAUUCCCAGUGCCAACUGUAUCGACAGACCAAUGCCUCCAAUGUUUGGUCAACAAGAAAUAUCACAGAGCCAUGUAAUGCCUGGGUUUACGACCAAUCACAGUUCAUAUCCACGGUUUCAGAGACGAUGGGUUUUGUCUGCGGGAAAAAGUCCUUCGUGAGUCAUGCCAGAAUGCUGGGUAUGUUAGGGCAUUUGGUUGGAGGCCUCAUCAACGGACCACUGGCAGACAUGUUUGGAAGAAGGCCAGCUAUAAUCUGCAACAUGUUCUUCCUGGUGCUGCUCAGCAUCUGUUUGGUGUGGUCCAACUCAGCCGCCAUGGUCCUCUUCCUUGAUUUCGCCAUCCACAUCUGUGCCAUAGGCCAAUAUCUCGUGUGCUUCGUAUUUGGCAUGGAGAUAGUCGGUCCCUCUAAGCGUAUGUGGGCAGGGGUUGCCAUGAACCUCUUCUGGAGUUUGGGGAACCUUGUGACAGCACUAACGGCCCAUCUCUUCAGGGACUGGAAGACUCGACAGCUGAUUGUCAGUAUCCCGACGGUUGUUUUUGCUUAUGUAUAUUUUAUCCCAGAGUCUCCAAGAUGGCUUCUGAAACAUGGCAAAGGAGAAGAAGCUAAAAGAAUAGUUGCAAAUAUUGCGAAGAAAAACAAAGUUCAAAUAGAUCCACAAAUACUUGGUGAGGUCGAUAUCGAAAUGGAAGAGGUAAAACAAGAACCAUUCUGGAAUCUUUUGAAGUCUUCUGUGAUGGUGCGUCGAAUGAUCAUCAUCUGUUAUAAUUGGUUUGCAGUAGGAAUGAGUUUCUACGGCCUCAGCAUGAACGUCACCAACCUCUCUGGUAACAUCUACCUCAACUUUCUCUUGUUCGUCAUCGCAGAGGCUGUUGCAUACAUUUCUUGUUUUUUCCUAAUGGAUCGCAUUGGCCGCAAGUUGCUGCUGUCUAUGUCUCUGUUGGUAACAGGAGCAGCUUGCAUUCUUCCUUUGGUUCCAGUACUAGUUUCAGAUACACCGGAGAAAUGGGCCAUUAACAUCCUCGCCAUUGUAGGGAACAUGUGUGCCUCUGCUGCCAUGUGUGCCGUCUUCACCUUCACAGCUGAACUCAUGCCAACCACAUCAAGAACAUUUGGCAUGGCAUUAAGUUCCGUCUGUUGUAGAGUUGGAAGUCUACUUUCUCCCUACAUUGUUGGCUUGACGAUGUAUAUAUCAGGACGUUUCGGACAGAUUCUGCCCAUGCUGGUAUUCGGGGGUAUCGCCAUCUUGGCGGCCUUUCUGGCUCUGCUUCUCCCGGAAACGCUGAACAAGAAGCUACCGGAAACCAUCAAAGAAGCUGAGAUGCUCGGGACGGACGUGUACGACAUUGCAGAUGCAUCUCCUGUUCAUGCUGAGCUGAUUCCACUUGAAUCUAAGUCCGAGACGAAAGAAGGCAAAGUUGAAGAUUCUAACAAUGUCCUACUUCUGUGAAACAAUACUCUGAAAUGAACCUAUCUUUAAGCCAAUUCCUGGACUCGGUGUCGUAAACUAAGAACGUCACUGUCCUGUAACAGAAAUAU